Hypoxylon trugodes is the source of this 636-nucleotide messenger RNA. RefSeq lists its product as uncharacterized. The coding region runs from base 1 to 636 and encodes 211 amino acids. The record is from RefSeq and is a predicted model, not a curated record. The transcript is spliced from 2 exons. NCBI's taxonomy places the organism in Eukaryota, Fungi, Ascomycota, Sordariomycetes, Xylariales, Hypoxylaceae.
AUGAAUUUCGACUCCGAGCAACUCGAAGCCGCCAAGGCUGUAUCCGAAGCCCUAGACUCCCUCAACAUCCAACACGCCUUCAUCGGCGCCUUCGCAUCACGCCUCAUGGGUCACGAUCGCACCUGCAACCGCGUCGACGUCGGCAUCGACAUCUCCACAUACACCGCAGUGGAAGUCUCGAAACGGUUAAACAAACACGGGGACCUGAAGAGGGCGCGCGGCCAGUUGCUGUACCUUCCCGAGGACUGGGAAGAGGAGAGUCAAGUUCCGAUCGAGAUAACUCCGUUAUGGCCUCUUGUCGAUUCUCGUACGCCUCGCGUUAUCGAGGUUCGGGGUGUCACUGUCCUGCAUCCGGCUAUACAUGUCCUAAUGGAUGUCAACCUCUGCGUUCAGUACAUCGGUAGUACGAGUCCUUUAUCGAUUUACAGGCUCCACCAAGGCCUCUCGGAUACCGAGUUUCAGUUACAGUGGCUUAAACAGCAUAACGAGAAGAUCGACUUUUCUGGCUAUCAGUCUGAUCGCGAUACUGUGAAGGAUCUCGUCGACCACUGGCGAACGAAAAACCGGCGGGAUUUGGUGGAUCUAUUGGAUUCGGUUCUACAGCCAGAGGAUAGCGAGAGGAUUAUGCAGGUCUAA